This is a messenger RNA of Eimeria tenella, 2190 nucleotides long. RefSeq names its product ATP-dependent RNA helicase, putative. Lineage: Eukaryota; Apicomplexa; Conoidasida; Eucoccidiorida; Eimeriidae. Bases 1 to 2190 code for a protein of 729 amino acids. The record is from RefSeq and is a predicted model, not a curated record. Gene Ontology annotation, cellular component: nucleus. The transcript has 2 exons. Gene Ontology annotation, molecular function: RNA helicase activity; RNA binding; ATP binding.
AUGGAUGGAGCAUCAACGGCCCUGUCGUCGGCCCCGCCUGCGGACGCCGCGCCGGCCAAGUACAUUCCGCCUCACCUUCGUCGACAGCAGCAGCAGCAGCAGCAGCAGGGCUCCGCCGCGUCCGCGGCGUCUGCGGCUUCUCCCUCGGUAUCUUCUGCUGCGAGUUACCCGUCGUACCCUUCGGGGGGCACUGGGGGCUGUUCCGCGGGCCCCGGGUUCUCGGGGGCCCCCGGGGGCCCCCGCGAGGGCUCCAUGAACGGCCGCCGGGGGGCCCCGGGGAGUUCUCCGGAGUCGCGGAGCCGGUUCAGUUGUUUGGCGGAGCGUCCGUCUCCGUCGAGCGAGUUCCGGGGGGCCCACCAGGACGGGCGGGCGGGGGCGGGGGCCCCGGGGGGCCCCCCGGGGGGCGCGUCGGGGGGGGCCCCCGGGGGGCCCCCCGGGGGCCCCGCGGCCGCGGACGGGCUGCCCGCGGGCCCCAGGGGCCCCGGGGCCCGCGGGGCCCGCAACAGCCACACAGGCACCGGGUGGGACGUGCGGGACGGGCGGGCGUUCCGGAGCGACCGGCUGAGCGAAGUGUUCAGCCCCGAGAAGCAGCAAAGCACGGGAAUAAAGUUCGACGCGUACGACAAAGUGCCCGUGGAGUUGAAGGGGCGGGGCUGCGAGAAGAUCCUGCCGGUGGAGUCCUUCGAAGAGAUUGGCUGCAAGUUCUCGCCGCUGCUGAUGGAGAACGUGGCCCGCGUGAACUACAGCAGGCCCACGCCCAUUCAGAAGAACUCCAUUCCCACCAUUCUCGCGGGCCGCGACCUGAUGGCCUGCGCGCAGACGGGCUCCGGCAAAACGGCGGCUUUCCUGUACCCCAUCAUCGCGCAGAUGCUGCAGACGGGGCCCCCCCCGCUGCCGCCUGCGGAGCGGGGGGGCCCCUCCUCCUACAGGCGCAGCGUGUACCCUGUGUGCCUCGUCUUGUCGCCCACGCGCGAGCUCGCCAUGCAGAUCUACCAGGAGGCCCGCAAGUUCCAGUUCGGAACUGGAAUCCGCACUGUUCCCGUCUACGGAGGCUCCCAAAUCAAAAAGCAACUCAUGGACUUGGACGCGGGCUGCGACAUUUGCGUCGCCACCCCGGGCAGGCUCGCAGACGUCCUUGAGAGGCGCAAGAUUCGCCUGGCGCUGGUGAGCUACUUGGUGCUGGACGAGGCGGACCGCAUGCUGGACAUGGGAUUUUUGCCGCAAAUAAAGUCGAUUGUGGACGACUUUGAUUUGCCUCCGUGUCCUUCUCCGGGUUCCGUUUCGGGAGAGGGUCCUGGAGGUGUCAGGGGCCGUCAGACGAUCAUGUUUUCGGCGACGUUUCCGAAGGAAAUUCAAAUGUUGGCGAAGGAUUUCAUGCACGACUACAUUUACCUGGCGGUGGGCCGCGUGGGGAGCACGAACGAGUUCAUCCGGCAGCGGCUGCUGUACGCCGACGAAGACCAGAAGAUAAAGUUGCUGGUGAAUCUGCUGCGGGAGUCGGAGAAGGGGCUGGUGAUAGUCUUCGUGGAGACCAAGAAGAAGGCCGACAUGAUCGAAGACUACUUGUUGAACGAGUCUUUCCCCGCGAUCUCGAUCCACGGCGACCGAACUCAGGAAGAACGCGAAGACGCGCUGCGCCAUUUCAAGUCCGGCCGCCGGCCGAUCUUGGUGGCCACCGACGUCGCCGCGCGCGGCCUCGACAUUUCAAAUGUCAAACAUGUUAUAAAUUACGACUUGCCUUCCAACAUAGACGACUACGUGCACCGGAUCGGCCGCACGGGCCGCGCGGGCAACUUGGGCUUGGCCACUUCCUUCGUCAACGAGCAGAACAGACCCAUUCUCCGCGACUUGCUGCACCUUCUCGAGGAAGCAAACCAGGAAAUUCCCAGUUUCCUGCAUCCCCUGGUGGUUUCCUGCACUUCUUCUUCGCUGCGGCUCGGCGGCCGCGGCGGCUUCGGCCGCAUGGCCAGCAGCAGCAGCAGCAGCAGACUCGGCGGCGCCCCCGCGUCCUUCAGCAGCAGAACUGCUGCUGGCGCUGCAGGCGCUUACUCCAUAGGCGGCGGCGGCCGCAUGGCUGCUGCUUCGGACUGGCGCACGGAAGCAGCAGCGCCCGGCCGGCCCACGGGCUUCACUGCAGGCAUUGGCUUUGCUGCAGACAGAAACCCCGGGCCCGCUCGCGACGCCUGGUAG